AUCUGUCCGGGUAUCAAAACAAACUCUGGCCCGCCGCCACGUGCUUGAAGCCUGACAGGCGGUGAGUGGGAAGCCGACGUGUGUGGUAAAGUGAAGGAAGAAACAUAGAGUAAGAAGUAAGGAUAAACAGAGAACCUGAGGAUCAAUACAGCUCACAGUAGUGUCAUGUCUGACUCAAGCAGUUCAGAUGGGGAGGAGUCGAGGUUUAAGGAAAUCUGUGAUCCUACACUGUGGAAGACAGCAUCCAGGAGAGAUAAGGCGGACACUGAUCUUCCAAAGCAGGCUGCCAACCCUCAACACCGCAAUGAGUUCAGCGGGAGGCAGUCCUUCGUGUUGCUGGAAAAGAUCAAGGCGUCACUUGCUGCCAGUCAGACUAAGAGUGGCAGUCCAUGGAGGGACUGUGAUGAUUCAGGAUCACACAAGAAGGGAUCUCGGACAGUUGAUGUGAGCCGAAGCAAUGUGGCAGCUCCCUCCACACUCUCCUCUUACCUUGCCAAGCAGCUUGCCGCCAGACUGGAUGGGAGUGUGGAAUUUUACUCCAACCAAGACAAUUCUUCACCACAAAGCCAGGAUUGUGGCAGCACCAACCAUCAAAGCUUCCACCUCCUGAAGAAUGUUUCACUCAUUCACCAGGAGAGCGAAACUCUCAGUGAUACACAGAAGAGGAAAAGGAAGAGAGUCAAGGUUCCAAAGAAACUUGCCUACUAUGUCAGCUCAGAUGAGGAGGAUCUGAAGACCAAGUGUAGUUCAGUGGCAGUAUCUCCUGAGUGGAUCCAGACAGGGAGUGAGUCUUACCCUCGGCCUCAUCCCAAGAAUGUGAGAUACUUAGAUGAGUACAAAGUGAAGGAACACAGGCCAGAUGGAAGCAUUGUAGCUGUACCAUGCUCUGCAUUGGAUUCCACUGACACUGCUAAAGCUGGCAGUGAAAGAAAGAAAAAGAAAUCCAAGAAAAAUGUGUCUGAAAAUAAAAGUGAAGCUUUAGUGUGUAAAAAGGAACAAGUUAGUGGGAGUUUUCAAAAUGGUUUUAACAAUAUUCACGAAAACUUGAUUUCUGAAGUAAAAACACAAAGAAAACAGACAAGGAAGAGAGGUAAAAAGAAGAAAAAGAAAGAUGAUAGUGAAAUUAGUACUCUGUAAAUCAAAAAGAUUGUUUAGGUGGAAGAAACUGAUGAUGUUCUUCCUGUCUAGUCAGUAUUUUGUUUCCUCCCAUACAUCCUUGCAGUGUGAGUGUUAACUUAACAAAAACUACAUAAUGAACACUGACCAGUACCUAUACGAUUAAGCUUAAGGAUCACAUUCUGUCCAUGUGGAAUUUAAGGCUAUGUCCGCAUUGGAAGUGAGAAAGUGGACGAAAGCGAGAGCAAGAAACUUUAAUACAUGACAACUAGUGGAGGUGGCUGCACUGGCAGUGGCCAGGGGAUGGCUUCCUCAUGGGUUGAAAGGUAAGAAAGUGAGAAGAUUUAACAGUUUACUUUUCUUGCGCAAAUCCUGAGGUUAAGAAUGAGUGACGUUGCAGAGAUGUUUCUAUAUUAUCUGCUGUAUCUCACUCCAGAAACUUGAUAUGGCAUUUUUGAUGAUACUGUUUGUUGGCAGCAAUUGUAGAACUCUGAUAUACUUGUAAGAGUCUGAUAUGAACAAAAAUAAAUUAUGAUGAUUUGAAUUCAACACUUCUGAAAUCUUUAUAACACAUUCAGCUUGUGUCUGCCAUAUUCAGCAGGUAUGAUAUGAAUGCUAAGAUAAACUCAUAAGUUAUAAAUAAAAGUCUCCUAAACACAUUGGUAUAAGCAGAUUUUUCAUAUUCUGCCACAUAGACAAACCAUGAGACCCUUUGUUACAGUAACAAGUUUUCCCUUUGCUUCUUGUGUAUGCCAAAGGUGGCUUGCUUUCACCAGUGUUGGGUAGUGGAGAGGGAUGAGGCAUUGAGGGCUACAUGUAGCUCCUUGCCUUUAUAACAAAGCUGUGCUUCUACUGAUCUCACAUAAUUAUAUUUUUGAUACAUAUAUCAAUGUGUUUUCCGAUA
Portunus trituberculatus (swimming crab) is the source of this 2020-nucleotide messenger RNA. RefSeq lists its product as uncharacterized. The record is from RefSeq and is a predicted model, not a curated record. Lineage: Eukaryota; Metazoa; Arthropoda; Malacostraca; Decapoda; Portunidae. The transcript has 5 exons. Bases 166 to 1137 code for a protein of 323 amino acids.